Messenger RNA from Hippoglossus stenolepis (Pacific halibut), 1633 nucleotides. Its product is annotated as hepatitis A virus cellular receptor 1 homolog. The transcript is spliced from 6 exons. The record is from RefSeq and is a predicted model, not a curated record. Lineage: Eukaryota; Metazoa; Chordata; Actinopteri; Pleuronectiformes; Pleuronectidae. Bases 19 to 858 code for a protein of 279 amino acids.
AACAGGACUCAAGACAAAAUGUGCACCAGACUCACAACGAUUUCCUUCCUCAUUUCCAAAAAAGUGGAGUUGAAACUUCAGUACGUCCUCGAGGAGAGUGUGUGGGGGCAGAAAUUCAUUUUUCUUCACUUCAGGAUGCUGUUAUACAAGAGUGUACACACACACACGAUGCGUGGUCUUUGUGCUUUUUUUCUCUCCAUCCUGACCCAAGUGUCCUCAGAAACCUCGAGUGAUGUCAUUGGCCUCGUCGGGCACAAUGUCACACUGCCCUGUAGGUAUGACACCCAAACUUACGGCGUGCUGAGUUUCUGUUGGGGACGAGAGCAGGUGCCCCGGUUCCAAUGCUCCGACACUGUCCUCUCGUCCCAGGACGGGGCUGUGGAGUUCAGACAGUCGUCCAGGUACCAGCUGCUGGGCAGGGAGACGGACGGAGACAUUUCCCUGACCAUCCUGGACGCUCAGUGGAGCGACGGUGGUGUUUAUGGCUGCAGGGUCGAGAUCCCCGGGUGGUUCAAUGACCAGAAAGUCGACACAAACCUGGUCAUGGAGGAAGCACCUACAGAACAACCUGUUACCACGGACUGGACACUUGCUAUUGCUGGAAUAGAUGAAAUAUCUGCAUCUAAGAAUGUGGAAGUUGGUGACCCAGUGAUGGAAGAAUUUGGAACAACUGCGGGAAAUUUCAUGGCCUCCCUGGAAGUGGGGAACAUUGCCAGGACGGGAGCUAUUUUCUUCUCCACCAUAAUCAUAAUCCUCUUCUUUAUUUUCCGGAGAAGGUUUCAGCCGGAGCGGAGACUUCAGCAUCUUAACAACUUAGCUGUGGAAAACACUUAUGAAUGUGUCCCAGUGUGUGCGUGAGGGUCAGCGCUACAUGAAGAAAGGACUUCCUAUACAAGGAACUUCAGGCUGAAGGAGUGCCUGCUUGUCAUGCGCUGACACUUUCCAUCCCCUCUGGUUCAGAGAGGAACCCUUUGACUACAAGAGAAUGAGGAUCUCCUAUUUCCCUCCAGUGAAGCAGCCAAUGUUCUCAGAUUCAAGUAAAAAGUUUGAUUAUGCAUCAGAAGAUACAAAAAUAUCCUUCAGGUUACUUAAUAAUCUCUUCACUCUUGUUUCAUGGCAAAUUUGAUCUCACAGCCCAGAAAAGCUUGUGGAUGGUAAAUGUUUGUGGAGACGACGCCACCUGCUGGACUCAAAUUAUUAGAGGAGAGUACUCUAUAGUGAAAACUCAUGAAUGUGACCUUAGUUUGUUGGUUAAAGGUUUGAUAGAGAAGGAGGGAAGUCAGAGUGAAGGAGAAAUGCAUAUAACUCCCCACUUAUUUAUGUUUAAUGUUAAAUAGGCUAAUAACUGUGUACUGACAAACUAAUUUCAAUAAAGAUGAUGUUAAGAAAGACAUUUUGGACAUAUGUCAUAGUAGAACUUUCAGCACAUCUGAUCAGAUUUAUGAUGACAUGGCUUCAGUUUAACCACUAAACCAAGAAAUCAAGAAAUCAUAAAACAUCUUAUAAUGUCAUGACUGAUGAGAGAAAAUCCACUGUAACUUGUCAGAAACUAUAACAUAUAUUUGUUGCUGUAUACGCUGCCUUCUGUAACAUCACUUCUUAUCUGUUAAAAUAAACAAACAAAUAAACCUAA